This is a messenger RNA of Anarrhichthys ocellatus (wolf-eel), 1542 nucleotides long. It is a transcript of the gene cd8a, whose product is annotated as CD8a molecule. The record is from RefSeq and is a predicted model, not a curated record. The coding region runs from base 301 to 975 and encodes 224 amino acids. The transcript is spliced from 6 exons. NCBI's taxonomy places the organism in Eukaryota, Metazoa, Chordata, Actinopteri, Perciformes, Anarhichadidae.
CCUACACACUGCUGCGUUUGUGUUUGUAGUUCGUGGAUCAAGUUGUGCCGCUCAAUGCUUCAAACCAAAGGGAGAGGCGAGGAGUGCAGAUCGGUGGGCUCAACUUCAAACAUCUUGCAGACCACUAUCGUGCUUGCAGGAGGUCUCUGCAAAGCUCCGCUGCAAUGAUCCCAUUUGACACAGCAGAGAAGAAGGUAACAGCUGGGGCGUGGUUUGGUAUCUCACUGAAUUAUCUUCUAGCAGGCUCCAACAAACACCACAAAGACUUGUUUAGCAGCUGUUGAUGUCUGCAACUAUAAAAUGAACCAAACGUGGAUUCUGGUGAUUCUGGUGUUUUGUCAAAAAAUGACUUCAGGAGCUGGUGAAGAAAUGACGGUGAAGGAAGGGCAGCCGGUUGAACUCAAGUGUAGGCCUAGUGUAGAGGCCAGCAUGAUCGUCUGGUUUCGAGUUCUUGACAAUGGCAUAGAAUUCAUUGCAUCUUUCAGCAGAGAGGGAUUCCCAAAGUCACCCGUGGCCUCCUUCCCCUCCACUUUCAGUCACUCAAGUAUUCGUAAUGAUAUCUUAAAGCUGAAGUCGUUCAACAAAGCUCGUGACAGCGGUAUUUACAGCUGUGGGUCUCUCGUUAAAGGGAAUGAAAUGCAAUUUGGCAAAGUAAUCCGACUGGUUGGAGAAAAAGUUGAAGUCGCUUUAAAAGCACCACAGACCACCAUCACUGCGCCAACUCAAAGCACAACUGCCACACCAUGCGUUUGUAACAAGAUUGAGGAUAACAAGCAAGGGGAAACCAGUCCUCAAAUGUUCUGUUCUCCAAUCAUACUGGGCUCAAUGGCCGCCAGCUGUGGCCUUCUUCUUCUGCUCCUAAUCAUCGCCAUCCUGUACUGCAACCGAAUAAGAACACGGAGAUGCCCACACCAUUACAAACGAAAACCGCAGAUGGCUCCUGGAAAACAAAUGAUGACCAACAGACACGUUUAACUUAAAUGGUGUCAUUUCAGGUCAUUUCUCCAAACAGCAACUAUUGUACAGUGUUGUGUUGCUGUUGCAGAUGAUUUUAAUCCCAUUUACAGUUUAAUGACAUUCAUGGUGAAUAUUUUGCUGCCAACUUAAAAAGUUUUGAUUGUAACAGAAGCUAUAAAAACUUUUUAAAGUGCUUCAAGGAUUCAAUGUAUCAAAUACUUUCAAAGAUCAACAUCCAGUUUUAACUGCAUUGCGGUUGACGAACGGUUACGCUGCGCCAUCACAUUUAGACUCAACUCUUUUAAUGAAAUAACAUGAAAUGUCAAUUUAUCCAAUCCUAAUAAAUGUUGAUUGUAAUAGAAACCACUGAAGUCCUGAGAAUAUUAGAAGUGAGCACUCUGAUUAACAUUGAUUUUGAAAUAAUUAUGUUAAAAUUGUGUAUAGUUCAUUUUGCUUUUGUACUGAGCCAAAUAUAUUUCUUAAAUGUUAUUGUACUGUCUGUUAGUUCUGCUAUUUCAAGAUUUUCAAGAAGAACUUCACUUUCCUUUUGCUUGUAAAAAAAAAUAAAAUGAUGAUUUAGAAUAA